AUGACUACGGCCACCGCGCCUGCAACGUCUAGUGAACACCGAGGUCCUUUUCAAACCACAAAAAAUAGGAUCGCGACGAUCGCGACGCUAUCAAGUAAAAACCAAGAGAUUCUUGACCAAAUGAACAAAUUACAACAUUCACAAUCUCAAACUUUAAACUUAUUAAAUAGUCAAUUGGAAACAAUUCCACACAUAAAUGGUUCAGGACAACAUAUCGAUAAUCUGGUUAACAAUUUAAAAUCCAGACAGAGGCGUAGUAACAAUUUACAACAGCAACAAUCAGUACUAAGAGUGAGGUCAGACUCAUUGAAUAACGGUGAUGCAAUGGAAAUGGAAGAUAAUAAUGAAAUAAGAACAAUUACUGCUGAUGAUUCCUUAUCAUCAAGGAAAUCGGCAAAACUUGCAAUUGCGAAUCGUAGUGUCAAAGAGUUAAAAAAGUUGGAUUCUCCAAGUAAUAAUGGGGGAGAAUUGGAUUGGAAAUAUUUUUCAACUGAAAAUAAUUCAGAUUCCGAUGGGAAUUCAAGUGGUAUGGAUGAUAAAGAUUUUGAAAACGACAACAAUUUCUCUUCUUUACGAAGACGAAGUUUUAAAAGUCAUCCUACGUUAACUGUUAAUACUAAACCUACAAAAACACCACAACGAUUAAUCACACCAGAAUCUUCUGAUUCAGAAUUUGAUUUUGUAAAUUCACAUAUGCCUCUUGCUUCUACAUUAGGUGGAAGUAGAAAUCCUCUUCGCGCUGCACGUCAUAGUUCUGCUGAACUUUAUAACGGUAACAUAACAGAUCGACGUAGUCGACCUGCUAAUUCAUUAUUUUCUUCAGUUGAGGAAGAAAGGGGCUCUUUAUCGGAUGUUGCUGAAAACGAAGUUAAUGACAAUACUUCAGAGAAUAUUAAUCGUGGGCAGGUUAAACAAAUACCCGUUAAUGGUAGAAAACGCGCACAGAAAUAUCUGGAUGAUUAUAACGUAGUAAACGAUGCACCCAAAACAGUUAAACUGAAUCGACGAACACAAACGGAUGAUUCAUAUGCUGAUAUACCGGAUGAUAAUAGCAGUGUAAUGUCUUCGGAUUCUAUGAUUAUGCUAGAGGAACUUCGGGCUCGUAUUCAAAAACUUGAAUCGGAACGCGGAAUUGUCGACGAUGAACGUAAACUUCAAAGGAAAAAGAAACAUAAUUCCGAACUUGUAAUGUCACCAGCUGCUUUGUCUCCUGAUAGUUCCCAAGGUGGAGCCAGCUCAAUCGCGUGCGCUCAAAAACGUUCUUCGGCAUCAGCCCAACAUCAAAGACAUUUACAAAAUGCUUUUGACUUAUUCGAAAAAGCGUUCUCUACAGAACACUUAAUAAAUGAUGCCUCACCUCCGCCUUCACAUUCAAUGGCCAUGGUAGUUUCAUCGGCACUUUUUAUAAACCAAAAGUUGCGUUCAGUUUUAUCACAGCAAAUGGAACUUGAUGUACAACAUCCUGACAAAGGAUUGAAAUCAUUAUUAAAAACAAGUGAUGAACAAGUUCGAAGUUUGACUGAAUGUUUAUUAGCACUUGCUCCUCUUGCCCCAAAGAGAGUAAUGACAAAGAAAAUGUCUGGACAUGUUCAUUACCCUAGCGAUUCAUCCUUACAAAUGCCUACACCUUCACAUUCUGCACGAUCCAUUUCUCCCAUACAUAGAGUAUCAUCUGCUCCGGUUCCUGGUCCUGAAUUAAAUCAUGAAUCACAGAUUGGUGAACAUGUUGAUCAAUCCUCCUCACAGAGAGUUUCACCAAUUCCUCCAUCGGAACAAUCUUCUCCUCCAAAUUCUUAUUAUAAUGCUCAACCACGAAUCACAUCACGAUAUAACCGUGUAUCAGGACCUCCCUCACCAACUUUACUUCCAGAAAGUUAUAAUGAUCCACAAAUGUCAGCUUCACGUUUAUCAGAUUAUGGGUUACGCAAAUCUCGACGUUCUUCUGGAACAGCAUAUAGUUCGUAUUCUAAUACACAUCCUGCUUCAUCAUCACCUUCACCACCACCAAUGCAACAUCCACCCACUCAUUAUGACCAACCGAAUUCGCGUGCUUAUUAUGAACGCGAAAUUCCACGUGAAGCAUCACGUGAACUACCUCGUUUACAAAGAUAUAGCCUACAAGGAUAUAACAACAUUUCACCUCAACCAGCUACUUCAGCAUAUCAGAGAACCGCAUCACGUCCAUCAUCAUUUACCCGAACCGACGAAUCAUCUUAUCCUCUUAAUCAUCCCGUUCGCACAUCAUCUCAUCAUCGUUCUUCAUCGGGAAGGUCACGCAUUUUUAGUGAAGAAUAUGUAAAUAGUACAGUAACAACAACAAGACCACCUUCAUCACGAUUAUAUGAAUUUAAUCGUAGGUAUCCUUCUGAUGGUCAAUCUCCCAUAGAUCGACGUUUAUUUCCUGGAUUGGAGACCGAUCGAAAAUAUUCAAGACGUCCCGUAAAUCAAUUCGAACCGGAAGAUGGUUAUGAUGUACCAAAUGGAUAUGGAGAAACCAUCUCGGAUAAUCUAAGAGACGAUAAAGGAUUAAGAAAGAUCCCCUCAAGCAGUAGCGGUACUUUUAGACAAAAGCAGGUACCUUCUCCAACACCAGAAGGAAUUGAAGGAAAUCAAGGUGAAAGUAAUCAGCGAGAUAAUGAAAUAAAUCAUAAUUGUAGACAAGACGUUCAAGGUUCAAGCGUUGUAAUUGGUCAAGAGAAUGAUGAAUACGCAUGA
Messenger RNA from Funneliformis caledonium, 2715 nucleotides. NCBI's taxonomy places the organism in Eukaryota, Fungi, Glomeromycota, Glomeromycetes, Glomerales, Glomeraceae. The record is from the annotation of a GenBank genome assembly.